This is a messenger RNA of Nezara viridula (southern green stink bug), 4075 nucleotides long. NCBI's taxonomy places the organism in Eukaryota, Metazoa, Arthropoda, Insecta, Hemiptera, Pentatomidae. The record is from the annotation of a GenBank genome assembly.
CAGUCCUCAGUUCAGUACGCGAUGAGCCACGGAGGAGUAGAAGUCAAGGGAGUCGUCCCGCCAGACGGAGGUUGGGGGUGGGCCGUCGUCUUCGCCAGCUUCAUGAUACACAUCUUCGCUGAUGGAGUGACCUACAGUUUUGGAGUCUUCCACAACGAGCUAGUUCUAUAUUUUAAGGAGACUGAAGCUGCUACGUCCCUCAUAGCCUCCAUUUUAGUCGGUGUCACGUUAUGUACAGGUCCGAUAUCCUCGGCCUUAGUGAACAGGUACGGCUGCAGGCCAGUCACCGUUGCUGGAGCGAUCGUCGGAGCAGUGGGUCUGACCCUUUCUGCCUUUGCUCAGAACGUCCAGACUCUCUACGUCACUAUAGGCCUCCUCACAGGUUGCGGGUUGGGACUGAUCUACCUGCCAGCCAUAGUGUCGGUGACCUGCUACUUCGACCGGUACCGCUCGCUGGCCACGGGGAUCGCUGUCUGCGGCUCGGGGAUGGGCACCUUUCUGAUGGCCCCCCUCACCGAGUGGUUGGUGACCGAGCUCAGCUGGCGGGGGGCUAUCGCCUUGACGGGCGCACUCAUGCUCCACUGCAUCAUAUUCGGCCUCCUCUUCAGGCCUCUGGAGCCUGAGGAUGAAGAUGAUUCUCCGGAGUCUGUGGCCGUACAGCCCAUCAACGGAAAUGUUCAGGUUGCGACUAAGAGACCACAUAGCAUCCAUGGAAGCCUAGGAGGGAAUAGAUUAGCCACUUCACAGCCUGCCCUCACCUCAGAGCACCGACGGUUCGGUAGCGUUGGAGUCAUGUAUAGGAAGGAUAUAUUCUACAGUGGUAGCCUGGCUCAUCUUCCUCAAGACAAGCGUUCUACUACUUGGUUGGAAGUAAAACCUGGUGAAGAAAAACCACUGAUGGGCGGAUCACCUGAAAAAGAAUCUGAUCAAACAAUUUGUGGCCUUUCUCCAGAAACUUCAUCCAUUUUGAUGGAAAUGCUUGAUUUUUCUCUAUUUAAAGAUCCUAUCUUUAUAAUAUUCUCUCUUUCGAAUUUCUGCACCAGCCUUGGAUUCAAUGUGCCUUAUGUAUAUAUUGUUUCACAAGCAGAAGAGAGGGGCCUUUCAAAAAGAGAUGGUAGUUACUUAUUAGCUACUAUUGGAAUUGCUAACACUGUUGGAAGGAUAGUACUUGGAUAUAUCUCUGACAAAGAUUGGGUCAAUAGACUUUGGAUAUAUAACCUCUGCCUGGCAGCCUGUGGUAUAACUACUGCCCUCAGCUGUUUCUGUUGGAAUAUGGCCGGAUUCAUUUUAUAUGCUUCAUUAUUUGGCUUUACAAUUGGAGCCUAUGUUGGACUUACCUCAGUUAUUUUAGUUGACUUACUUGGUUUAGAUAAACUGACAAAUGCCUUUGGCCUUCUUCUACUAUUUCAAGGAAUCGCAUCAUUUCUGGGACCACCUAUCACAGGUUGGCUUUAUGAUGCAACAAAAUCUUAUACCCUUGGUUUUGCAUUUGCUGGAGCCAUGAUGAGCUUUAGUGGAAUCAUGUUAUUCGCAGUGCCUUCCAUUCAACGAUACAUUGCAAGGCGUUCUUCAUCCUUGAAAAAUGGCACAGUGAUAUCCAAAAGUUAACAAUAAUUUAAAUAAGGAGCCAAAAGCAAUAAGCCUUCAAUUAUGCCUUCCAAGCACAAGUUUGAUUCAGUUUUAGUGAAUCGAAUAGUGUAAUUUACUGAAAGCGCAUUCCUGUUGGGAUCCUUAAGUUAUGUUUUACUUAGAUUUUUUAGAAAACUGUAACUAGUCAUUUUGGAAUAAAUAUGCACAGAACUAUACCUUUUUCAAAGUGCAUUUUCUUAAGAGUGAUAUUGAUUUUUUCCUACUUUCUAAAAGAAUAUUACUUCCUUAAUCAUGUUAAAAUUAGUCUAAGCAUUUCACUUAAAAUGUUUUAUUUUAGGAUUGAUCACUAUCGCCUUCCUUUUUAUUAAAUCAAUAAAAAGAAAUUAUGAAUUAACUCAAAUUAAAGUAGUGCAAAAAUAUCUUGCGGAAUAUAUUUAGCCAUGCUUAGUAUAAUAAAAUGUACAAUAGGAUAUUCUUUUAGUGAUAGCAAAGAGGUAAUAGAUAUUAUUCCCUGAGUUUAAUCAUUGAAAUACAACCUUCAGUUACAUAUUCAUUUCAUAAAUACAGUAACUAUAUUUAGUUAACUUGAUAUUGAACCGUUACUUUUUAUUCAAAACUAUUGUUAAUGUUAUACAUAAUUUAAUGCAAUUUUAAAUAUUAAAAUGAAAUAUUUUUUCUUUUUUAUUUUAGGGUUAUUUUUAGUAUAUUACUUGUGAAUUUGAGACGAACAUGUUACCAAAAUGACUAUCUUAAGAAAAAUGUAAAUAAGAGUUAUGAUAAAUUACCAUUACUAACUAAUAUAUAAUUACGUUAUAGAGAUCCUAGACUGUUAUUUUUUUUAUAUAAAUAUAUUUUUUUCACCAAUUAUAACUAACAUAUGAAAUUAUUAAAUAAUAAUAUUUAUGUAGAUAUAAUUUUAUUAUUAUCUUUAUUAUAUUAAGUUUAAUUAAUGAAUUAUUUAAACAAGGUAAUUAAAUGAGAUAUUUAAUAAGGUGCCAUUUAAAUUGAAAUACUAAACUUUUUAAAUAGUUUAGUAAAACUACAGUUUCAUUAAUGAAUUAUAUCAUGAACUUUAUACUAAAUUUUUAAAAUAAUAAAGAAAGCAUCUGGACAGAAAAUAUAUAAUUUAAAAUUACUAAUAUUUGAAAACACCAAUUCGACAAUUUUUUAUUUCUAUAAAUUGAAAAAUAUUAUGUUUUGUAUUUAAAUGGUUUUAUAUUGUGUUUAGAAGCCCUUCAAUAAUAUUUUUACUGAUAAAGAUAAAUAGUAAUCCAGUUAUUAUUCUGAAUAUAGCCUAGAAAUCAACUUCUCAUUACAUUUCCAUUACCAUUAAUGCCAUUUUUUUUUUAUAGAUUUAUUUUAAAUAAUUAGUACUUCCACAACCAUGCCAUCAGGAAACUGUCCUUAAAUAGUUUAAAUAAUCAUUUCUAAGUAGUUCCGAUGAAAUGAAUAUGCUUCCUAAUAAGUUACAUGCCUUAUGCAAUUCAAAUCUAUUUUUCACACAAAGAAUACUUAGAAAGCACCACAUGUCAUUUUUUCUUCCUCUAACAAUAUCCAAUAAAAAUAAAAUAAUUUUCUCAUAGAAGCUUAUACAGUAUAUUCUUAGAUAUAAAAUAAAUAUGUUAUAUGACUCCUUUGUUUAUUUAAAUACUGUAAUAAUCAUUCCCAUUGGGCCCAUUUAAUGAAAAAAUAUAUAUAAAUGGAUGAUUCUAUGACUUAAAAAUGAAAAAGUUCAUAUUUCCAAACAUGUACAUAAUACAUAUCAAAAUAAUACGAGACUGUUUUAUGAUUGAGUUGGUAAUCAUGUUACCUAUUUGGAAAUAUUUUAAUUGAUUUUGUUUCAAGAUGAUUUCUUUUAAUAUUACUUUAUUUGCUAAUAUCAAUAGGAUAUUAAUUACUUUGAAUUUAAAUAUUAAGUAGGUAAUAUAUGUAAGUAUGAACAUUCCAAGGCUACACUGUGUGUUUGAAACAUCUUUCUAAUCCAAAUAAUUUGGUUACAUGUUCAUCUGUAAGUUUGGUAUACUUUUAUUAUUGUAUUACUUCAACUGACCAGUACCCAUUCACUGUGUUUUUGAUAUUUAUUAUUAAUUUUCAUUUUUAAAACUACUAAUAUUAAAAUUAAACUGUACUUGUAUCCGAAAUCUUAGUUCUUAUAAACAAAUAGAGAUCAGCGUAUAAGUAAAUUUGGUUUUUAUCUUGUACAAAAGUAUAGAUAAUUUAUUCAGAUAUAGUUAUAGGUUUAUAUAAUUAAUGUUAUUGCAGUUGCUAAUAAGACUGAACUGUGAUGAAUUGUGGUAAAAUUUAUUGAUUGUUAAAUAUUCUAAUUUGUUUAUUACUUGUUAAUUGUUUUUAAGAUUUUAUCCAAUUACUAUGUGAUAAAUCAACCAUGUACCUCAUUAGAAUUAAGUCAUUUAGAAGAACUUUUUGAGGGAAAUUAACCAUUAAAAAGUUGACAUUCAAUCUAGUUUCCUCCUUAUUAAUGUGU